AUGACAACGCAUACGGAUAAAUCAAAGCUUACAUUGUAUGGAGCGGUGUAUUGCCCUUUUGUGCAUCGAGCACGAGUUGCAUUAGCAGAAGCAGACGCUGAUUACAAUUAUGUUAUCAUUGACACAAAGAACAAGCCAGAGUGGUAUAAGGACGUGUACCCAGAGACUAAAAUACCUGCACUUACAGAUGAGUCAGGAACGACUGUUGGUGAAUCCAUUGUCGUUGCUGAAUACGUUUGUGAGCGAUUCAAGGAGAAAAAUUUGGUGUCUCAAGAUGUGAUGAAGAGAGCUACAAGUCGCUUUGCUGCCAACUUUUAUAAUGAAAAGAUCAGUGGUGAUUACCACAAGUUUCUUUACAAUUUCUCUGCCGAGGGCGCUUUUGAGACAUAUGAAAAGGAAUUGAAUGUACAUCUGUAUAGGCUCAAUCGCUUGCUGUUGGAGCAAUCUUCCUCAGGACCAUACUUUCUGGGCGAGCCGUUUUCUUUUGCGGAUACAACCAUGGCACCUUUUGUAAUCCGCAUGUUGAUAUUCAACCGUCGAUUUUUGGAUGGCUAUGAGUUUGAAGCAGUUAAACAAUGCCCUCGACUCGCUGAAUAUUUCGCUGCGCUUGUUGAUCGACCUUCUGUUCAGGCAACGUUCUUUGGAGAGGAUGCAUACAUUGCAAUGGUGGGCACUCGCUUCAACAUUUGGAAGAAGGGUGUCAAUGUAUGA
Molecule: messenger RNA, 711 nt
Organism: Mucor velutinosus
Lineage: Eukaryota; Fungi; Mucoromycota; Mucoromycetes; Mucorales; Mucoraceae
Exons: 3
Coding region: 1-711 (236 amino acids)
Cellular component (GO): cytoplasm
Source: RefSeq, a predicted model, not a curated record